CAGUCCCUGCUCGGCAGCCGGGAAUUGCCGGCCUCGGCGCGUCCUCCGGAAGCUUCCUCUCGCGCUGCCCCCAGCCCCGCGUGCCCGCUCGGUUUGCCAGCCCUCUAGGGCGCCGCGGCCGUGGAGAGGAUGAGCCGCAUCUACCACGACAGCGCCCUCCGCAACAAGGCGGUGCGGAGCGCGCGGCUGCCGGGGGCCUGGGACCCUGCCGCUCACCAGCGGGGAGAUGGCAUCCUGCUGGAGGGAGAAUUACUCGACGUAUCCCGGCACAGCAUCUCGGAUGCCCACGGCAGGAAGGAGCGCUACUACGUGCUGUAUAUCCGGCCGAGUCGCAUCCAUCGCCGAAAGUUUGACCCCAAGGGAAAUGAAAUUGAGCCCAACUUCAGCGCCACCAGGAAGGUGAACACAGGCUUCCUCAUGUCCUCUUACAAGGUGGAAGCCAAGGGUGAUUCGGACAGACUGACGCCCGAGGCGCUAAAGGGGCUGGUGAAUAAGCCGGAGCUGCUUGCGCUGACAGACAGCCUCACCCCCGCUGAGACAGUGGCCUUCUGGAUGCCUGAGUCAGAGAUGGAAGCCAUGGAGCUCGAGCUCGGGGCUGGGGUACGGCUGAAAACUCGAGGCGACGGCCCCUUCCUAGAUUCAUUAGCCAAACUCGAGGCUGGAACAGUGACCAAGUGUAAUUUCGCUGGUGAUGGGAAGACGGGAACAUCCUGGACAGACAACAUCAUGGCCCAGAAGUCUUCGGAGGGGGCUGCAAGCGAGACUCGAGAGCAGGGGGAUGGUGCAGCGGAUGAGGAGUGGGACGACUGAGGUCAGGGAGAGAUGGGGUACCUCCCGGACCCACCGGCACCAUUGAGCAUUUCUUCCAUCAGCUUUCACUCUGGAGCUCAGGGGAGCAGGUCCACCCAGCCUUACCUGGUUUUUCCCUACGGCCACCAUGGAAUAUACUCUUCAAACAAGCUCUGCUAAAAUCAAAUCAAAGACCCCGAUGUUAGCCGUGGGGCGCCAGGCUGUGGCUCAUGGAGGGUCACUCCCUGGCUGUGAGUCUAGCCUUCCCCAGACAUUUUCAUGGGGGCCCUUGCCCUGAGCGGCAGCCUUGUUUGUGGAGGCAGGCAGGGGGCCAGCCCCCCUGGGGCAGUCAGAAGAUCUGGACUUGCUGCAGAACUGGGGGCAAUCCCUCAUCUGUACGCAGAGUGGCUCCGAGGAGAAGUUAGCCUCCUUCUGUCCUAUUUCCUGCUUUCCUCCUGCAGCUGCCCUCCUCUCCAGUACUCUGUGUUAGGGGCCUCUGCCCUCCUGCUCAAGCCUCCUCUUCCCUCGUGCCCUUCUCGGCCCCCAGAACUGCCAGUUCUUUUUCUUCCUCUGGUUCUCUGCUACCUGGGGGGUUCCUGUCUCCUGACCUCCCUUGGCUGUUUUCCUGGGGAUGCUGUUUUUACGGAGGCUAAGCUCGUUCAUAGGCAUGGCUAGCUCAUCUUCUCUCUGAUUCCCUCUGCCAGGCCACAUGCCACAUUUUGGAUAACACCUUUCUUUCUUGUUUUGUACCUUGAGAAUUUUUUAUGAAUGAGUAAAAUUUCAGGAAAGGA
Capra hircus (goat) is the source of this 1580-nucleotide messenger RNA. RefSeq names its product actin-related protein 2/3 complex inhibitor (gene ARPIN). The coding region runs from base 130 to 810 and encodes 226 amino acids. NCBI's taxonomy places the organism in Eukaryota, Metazoa, Chordata, Mammalia, Artiodactyla, Bovidae. The record is from RefSeq and is a predicted model, not a curated record. Gene Ontology annotation, biological process: negative regulation of actin nucleation. The transcript has 6 exons.